Messenger RNA from Penicillium cinerascens, 1704 nucleotides. RefSeq names its product Zn(II)2Cys6 transcription factor. Gene Ontology annotation, biological process: regulation of DNA-templated transcription. Lineage: Eukaryota; Fungi; Ascomycota; Eurotiomycetes; Eurotiales; Aspergillaceae. The record is from RefSeq and is a predicted model, not a curated record. The transcript is spliced from 2 exons. Bases 1 to 1704 code for a protein of 567 amino acids. Gene Ontology annotation, molecular function: zinc ion binding; DNA-binding transcription factor activity, RNA polymerase II-specific.
AUGGAUGCUCACACCUCAACCGGCCGCCGCAUAGGGGCUGCCAAAUCUCGAUCGGGGUGCAAAACCUGCAAGAUCCGCCGAGUCAAAUGUGACGAAGAGAGACCGAUAUGUUUUCGCUGUUCUAGCACAGGGCGACAAUGUGAAUACAAGGGCAGUCGGGCACUUUCUUUGGCUCUUCAUACACCGUUUGCUUCAACGCCCGGCUACGCGCUAUCAUUCUCCCCAAAUACAGGGCAACGAGAGCGUCGCGCAUUUGAAUACUACUUUCACCAUGUGUCACCCCACCUCGCAGGUGGGAUGGGUAUAGAUUUCUGGACAGGUGUUGUUCCGCAAAUCUGCCGCAGCGAGCCCGCGGUAUGGGAUGCGAUGAUUGCAAUUAGCGCAUUGUUCGAAUAUCCCAACCAGUGUUUGGACUUUCAUUUCCUGAGUGAUCGGCGAAAUAAGGCAUAUUCGCUCAGCAAUGUCCAACAAGAUGCCUUGACAUGGUACUCGCGAUCGAUCUCCAGCGUUCACUCGCAGAUCCAGCACGGGAGGACGGAUCCGUACAUUGUCCUCAUCAGUUGCGCACUGUUUAUUUGCGUGGAGACGAUUCAAGGACGUAUGGAGGAGGCCUUGGAACUCUAUCGACAGGGUGUUAGUUUGAUUCUUAACCUCCGCGCCCAAUUGGUCCAUAGAGGAGUAUAUUUCGAGAAAGCUGCACUCUUGGAGCGCAAUGUUUUUCCUUUGUUCCUGCGAAUGGGCAUACUUUCCCUCACAAUCUCAGGAACUCAGCCACCUAGUGAGCUUCUUGCCCUUUUCAAAGCAGGCAUCAACACCGGCGUUGCAUCUGUCGUUUCUGCAAGAAACAAUAUCGUCGUCCUAGCUGCGGAAACAAUGCUCUUUGAGCGCGAGGCGACCUUACACCUCAGGGAAGUGGGAGCAGAAUCUGCUGUCAGCGCAGAAAUGGUUGCGAAAAAAGAAGCGCUCCGAGCCCAACUUAACGAAUGGCACCAGGGAUACACCAAUCUUUGCCAAAGCAACAGCCCUUCAUCUACUGAGCCCAUACACCUGGAGCCUAUGCUGCUCAUAUAUCACGCUGCGGCAUUGAUUUGUGUGACCGGAUGCUUAAGACAACAGGAAACUGUUUACGAUGUCCAUUUCGCAGACUUCAGCACUAUCGUCGAGCACUCUACUGUGAUUCUCGGAGACUCAUCAGGUCCAAAUGGUGUGCAACCCCCAUUCACCUUUGAGAUGAAUGUAGGUGUUCCUCUCGCUGUGACUGUGUUGAGAUGUCGUGAUCCAGGCUUGCGGCGGAGGGCUUUAGAUCUAAUGCGACGAGCGCCUCCAAUACAGGGGUUCUUUAAAAGUACCCCUUUGGCUCAUUUGGCGGAAAAUUUGAUGAGGCUGGAGGAGAGUUACAGCCUUGCCUCGAGACACGGGAAUACAAUGGCGAUUUCUCGCAAUAUUCUCGACAAUAAUGAUUCCCUUGGUCUACCAGUCGCCACGUUACAAGCAGCUCUCAUACCUGAAGAGGCCCGGGUACAUGACUAUUCCAUUUUCAGGCCGAAUGAUUAUCAACCUCCUUGGAUCACCGAGGAAGAGAUCGCACGAUUUGGUCUUGGUCCGAAUCAACUUUAUCUAGGGUUUUCAACAAAUCAGUACGACGUGGAAACCAGCACUUGGCGGCCGAAUUUUCAAUGCAUACCAUUGGAGGGCUACUUAUAA